This is a messenger RNA of Daldinia caldariorum, 2305 nucleotides long. RefSeq names its product ribonuclease H-like protein. Gene Ontology annotation, biological process: nucleobase-containing compound metabolic process. Gene Ontology annotation, cellular component: cytoplasm; nucleus. Gene Ontology annotation, molecular function: nucleic acid binding; 3'-5' exonuclease activity. The transcript has 3 exons. NCBI's taxonomy places the organism in Eukaryota, Fungi, Ascomycota, Sordariomycetes, Xylariales, Hypoxylaceae. The coding region runs from base 250 to 1947 and encodes 565 amino acids. The record is from RefSeq and is a predicted model, not a curated record.
AACGAGCCAAGUGGACCCCUAAAAUCGACAGACCGACAUUGACUUCGUUAGACUCACCCAUUUAACCAUUUACUAACUCGAUUUAUUACGAAACACUUAUUAAAAGGAACAUAUUCCCACUUUCAAUCGCUCAUUUGCAACAACGUCUGCCUUAUACCUAGGUAGGCAUUCACGCGAUUCGCACUAAGCUACAUGGUCGGUCAUCAUGGAGCAGUACUAUUAUACAUGGGAGCCAGAUAAUCGUUAAUCAUGUCUUUUGGGAGUUCAGAGUUGGUCGGAAAUACUCUGAGGUCCUCCCAAACUCCGCGCAUGUCUCCCUUCUUGCGCAGUUGGGCAGGACGGACUUUGAGAAUGACCACCAGUCCGCCAAAAUCUCAGAUAUGGCACCCUGCACGGGGCAUAUCCUUCUCAUCAGUUACCCGGUCACCAAAUUUGGCGCCUCAAGACCCGGAGUCUUUAAACCAAGCCGCUGCAUUUAGUCACCAAACACAGUCGUCGGUAUUAUCUGUCUCCAAUGGCCUGAGAGCUUCUCCGUACUCCAAGGUCGAGAAGAUAUCGCUGUCAGGUGUAAAACGUAAACCCCGUAAGUCCAAAAAGGCUACGCCCGAAGUAACCGAAACUGCAGAUGGGAGUUCCCAUGUUGCUCUCGCAGACGGGCAAACGGAAUCGUCGAAGGUGAAAACCUCCGAUCACCCUCCCGUUGCUACCUUGCCUUUCAAAAUGGUGGAAGAGUUGUUCUACGCUGCUAAAAAGGCACCUGCUGGCACGCCUGCUUCCUAUUGGUCAUAUACCCAAUAUCGGGGAAUGACAGAAGAUGGCAAAGAGGAAAGGGUAAAAGUUCAUUACUGCCGAAGCACCUAUACGAUGGAAAAGAUCUGCAAAGACUAUUUUUCAAAUGAAAAGAUACUCGGAUUCGACCUUGAAUGGGCCGCCGACUCUUACAGGUAUGAAAGUGUUAAGAAGAAUGUCUCUUUAAUUCAGUUGGCAAGUCCCAGCCGCAUUGGACUCUUCCACGUCGCUCUCUUCCCCGAUAAAGAUGAUCUGGUCGGGCCCACGUUUAGGGCUAUUAUGGAAGACCCUUUCAUUACAAAGGUCGGCGUUAAUAUCAAGUCGGAUGCGACAAGGAUACGGAAUUUCCUAAGCAUAGACUCGAAAGGGCUCAUCGAGUUGAGCCAUCUUUAUAAGCUCGUUACCUACUCUGCCGAAGGGCGGCAGCGCGAAAUCAACAAGAAACUUGUACCUCUGGCAACUCAGGUAGAGCAUUACCUGCAUUUACCUCUUUACAAGGGCACGGAUGUCCGGACGAGUGACUGGACGAAGCCUUUGAGCUUUGAUCAAGUUACUUAUUCCGGCUCGGACGCCUAUGCCGGAUUGCAGCUUUUUGCUACGCUUGACCAUCACAGACAACAGCUUCGCCCUUGCCCGCCGCCACCUUACCACGCAGAGCUGAAUCUCCCCAUCCGCCUAGCAGAUGGGUUGGAACUUUCUACGGAUGAUGAGCCUGCAGUUGAAGCAGUGGUAGAGACAGUUGUUGAAGCUACCGUCAUAGCGACUGAGACAACAACAACUGCAACUGCGACAUCGACUGCAAAAUCUAAAACCACGUCUAAGCGGUCGUCGGCUCCCAAAGACUCCCGGGUCGAGAUUGCCGAGGACCGCGUUGCUCGCUACCGCGCCACGCAUCCUGAGUCGGUCUCGUCGAUGCCGCAGCUUCGCGCGUACUUCAUGUGGCACAAUCAGGGCCUCGACCUGGCGACCAUAGCACGGCUGCUACGGGACCCGCCCCUGAAAGUGAACACCAUCACUGUCUAUAUACUCGCUGCGAUCGAACACGAGAAGCUGCCCGUGGACAAGGAGCGGCUAGAGGAGGAGAUUGCGAUCGGGUUUUUGGAGAGCACGCUGAAGGCGCGGUGGCCGUACGUCGCUUCGGUGUUGGGUUAUACCUAACCUAACCUAGGUACCUAUCUACCUAUGAUAGUUAAGUCGGCGGAUUAUGUAUUGGUGUGUACCUAAUGCAUGCAUGUAUGAAGAAUAACGAAGUGGCUUUUUAUGUUAUGUUGAAUGCUUUUGAGAUGAGUUUUGAGAAUGGUACUAGGUAGUUACGAGAGGGGACGGACAUGGAGGAAGGACAAGAAGUUCGAGAAAUAAUAAAGGACUUUGUAUAUGUACCUACUAUUCAUCCACAUGGAAGCGUAAUGGCUGCUUUUUGUGUGUGUAUAGGUUAGCUAGGUAGUUGACCGGAGUUGGUUGGUACAAGUUUAUAAGGUAUGUAACUACACGACGCUCUACCGCGCUUUUAGGUGUG